GACGCUAGCAUGAUUCGGUCAAGUAAUGCUUGGGCAGCAUGUCUCGGUCGAGGGUACUGACUUCGAGGAACCUCCUGCCCUAUACGGUUACGACGUCGACACCUCGUACCCUGCCAUUCAACGUCUGCAACCUUAUGCAUGCAGCAGCGGCCUGAGCGACCAAUCCGAAGAUAUUCCAAAGAUGCCCUGAACGCAUUGCUCAAUCACGGGUUGCCGGUACGUCCUUCUUACAGCUUCUUCGGCGACGUGUGCGACCACACUGUUGUGAGCACCGGGCUCCACUGGCGCUUUCUUCCCUUGUGGCCAAGCAGCCAUGACCAUGGCUUUGAGUAAGCACCGGAGCCAUGUGGAAAGUCGCUACUCAUGCUCCUGCAGUUUACAUGGCGAUCCAUGAUUCCGUAACUUCCGACGAAUCAGCAGUCAGUCACCCUUGUACACAGAAAAGUCUGGUAGA
Messenger RNA from Baudoinia panamericana UAMH 10762, 454 nucleotides. RefSeq lists its product as uncharacterized. NCBI's taxonomy places the organism in Eukaryota, Fungi, Ascomycota, Dothideomycetes, Mycosphaerellales, Teratosphaeriaceae. Bases 139 to 333 code for a protein of 64 amino acids. The transcript has a single exon. The record is from RefSeq and is a predicted model, not a curated record.